Molecule: messenger RNA, 849 nt
Organism: Vespula pensylvanica (western yellowjacket)
Lineage: Eukaryota; Metazoa; Arthropoda; Insecta; Hymenoptera; Vespidae
Gene: Dnaaf6
Product: dynein axonemal assembly factor 6
Exons: 5
Coding region: 197-742 (181 amino acids)
Biological process (GO): axonemal dynein complex assembly
Cellular component (GO): cytoplasm
Molecular function (GO): dynein intermediate chain binding; protein-folding chaperone binding
Source: RefSeq, a predicted model, not a curated record
ACUUUCAACCAUUAAUCAAUUCGUUUUCACUAUUUAAAUUCACUAACCAUCACUCCUUGUUUAAAAACAAAAGCCAUGUAGCUCGCAAGGUUUCCUUCAUCUUACCCAGUAUAGAAUAGUGAUACAUAAAACAUAGUAUAUAAAUGUAAAUAACAAUACGACAUUGACUAUUUUUAACAAAAAGCCAAAAACAGAAAUGAAAAUCAUGCAGAUCUGGAGGCACAAUUUCAAAUCGUUUCUUUCUACCUUACCAGACGUGCAUGUCGGAACACGGGUCGGCAAUUGUCCAGGUGAUAUAAAAGUUCAGAAAGAUGUACCUUUUAAUAAUUUAAAACCACAUGCUCCUCUUAAACAAAAAGAUGAUAUUUGGCAUUCCUCGGAAAUACAUACUCUUCCUAUUUCUGAAAUAAAUGACCCAAGAAAAGUACCGGACUAUGAAAUCAAAUUUAAACAGUCUGUGAAAACCGAAGAUAUUUUUUUAAAUAUGGGUUUUAAAACACCUAGCACUGCAUCUUGCGAAUGGAUUUCCGUGUUAAUAAAACUUCCUCAAGAAGUUCAAGAGAAGAUCGAAUUAUCCGUUGAAUCAAAGGUAGUUGAUGUGCGUAGUCCUAAAUACCGAUUGCAUCUUCCAACACCUCAUGAAGUAAAUCCUAAUGCAUCAUAUGCAAAGUGGCAUAAUGAUACUGACAUGUUAGAACUCACUUUACAACUCGUUCGAGAAUUAGAUGACAUAAACUUUUAAUAAGUACAUCAACAAAAAGACAUUUGAUUUGGAUUAAAUAUUAGUAGGAUACAAUAAGUGAAAAAGAAGAAGAGGAACAAAUUCAAAUAAACAAAUAAACAAAUAAA